Molecule: messenger RNA, 1125 nt
Organism: Solea senegalensis (Senegalese sole)
Lineage: Eukaryota; Metazoa; Chordata; Actinopteri; Pleuronectiformes; Soleidae
Gene: ybey
Product: ybeY metalloendoribonuclease
Exons: 4
Coding region: 376-882 (168 amino acids)
Biological process (GO): rRNA processing
Molecular function (GO): metalloendopeptidase activity
Source: RefSeq, a predicted model, not a curated record
CUUAUCGUCCGCUCUGACUUCUGAAUUCAGUUCCGCGAGUACCAAUGUUGCGGUCGUGUCUCUCCUCGUAAAGAUUUUAAACCGAGAAAGUGAGGUGUUUCUUUGAAUAAUAGAAAAUGCUUUACUUCUCUCGACUGAAUUAUCACAGACAGUCAACCAGGAGAAAUUGUAUGUUGAUACUGCUGCGGCGUGUCACCUUGUAUUUCAGCCUGCUCUGAAUGGCUCAGCAUAGGUCACUGCUAACGCUAAGCUAACCAUACAUUCUCGUAAACAGACCGUAAUUAAAACUUACUGCAGACGGAGGGAAUUGUUUUUUUUAAUGUACAUAUAUGCCUCAGAUUUUUUAAAUAUUUGUUUGGUCUGUUUAUUUUUAAAAUGGGAGUAGUACUUCGAAAUCUCCAAAAGGUGGUGCGUCUUCGCCGUGCCAGGCUGCGCAAGGAUGUUGACACUUUGAGACACAUUCUGGGCGUCCAGAAAUUUGACGUGGGCAUCGUUUGUGUGGAUAACCACAGGAUCCAACAAAUUAAUAACACCUAUAGGAAGAAGAAUUUCCCGACAGAUGUCCUCUCGUUCCCCUUCCACGAGGACUUGAGACCUGGGAAGCUGCCUUGCCCUCUUUACAGGGAUGAGCUGAAUCUCGGUGACAUUUUCUUGGGGGUCGAGUUCGUGAUGAAACAAUGUCAGGAAGAAUCUUUUGAUCUGCAUGAUGCUCUCACAGUGGUCACUGCACAUGGGAUCUGUCACCUGCUGGGCUACAGGCAUGAGACAGAGGAAGAAUGGACUGAGAUGCUGCAAAGGGAAAACUACAUUCUAAGUGAGUACAACAGACUCACAGGACGCCAUCUUCAACCGCUGAUGAAGAAAUGUGAUCAUAGUAGAUGACAGUGACUGUCACUGUGACAGUGUCACCUGCUACAUUUACACUUGAACCCUCUACUACACGUACUAUGGUGCUUGAUCUCUUGUACACUGUGCCAUGCAAUCAUAUUAAGUCCGACAAUGAUUCAACACAAACGUCAAGACAUUCACAAUCAAUGUUUGCUGCUAUUGUUUCUGUGGACAUCCUGAAUCACUUAACUCCAAUGUUGUUCAAGAGUUUUAAAGAUUAAAGUCUGUACACUUUCA